Naegleria fowleri is the source of this 1812-nucleotide messenger RNA. RefSeq lists its product as uncharacterized. NCBI's taxonomy places the organism in Eukaryota, Heterolobosea, Eutetramitea, Acrasida, Naegleriidae. The record is from RefSeq and is a predicted model, not a curated record. Bases 1 to 1812 code for a protein of 603 amino acids. The transcript is spliced from 2 exons.
AUGUCUCGCUUCACCAAUCGUGUGGCCAAUUCACUCUCAAGAGUUCAACAACUCCUUUUAUUCCUAUUGGUGGUUCAAUCCCUUCUCGUAGUAUUCUUCACUCGGGGCGUUUCUUCUUCAUUCACCUCGUAUUACAUUUCACCCUCAGGUCAAGACUCGAAUAAUGGACAAUCAAGCUCCACUCCCUUCAAAACCUUUUCCAAAGCCUUCUCCACCAUGAAAGGAGGAGAUGAAUUAAUCUUAAUGGAUGGAACUUAUUCAGAGGCAGUUGGAACAGGUUACAUGAGUUGGCAAGGAACCAAUUCAGGUCAACCACCUUCUGGUCUAUCACCCACCACUUCACCGACACGCAUUCGAGCUCUAAAUCCAGGUAAAGUCUUGAUUCAAGGUGAAUUGUUUAUUGGAAGAUCAUUCCGUAAGGAUUCGAACAUUACUGUCAGUGGCAUUACCUUUGAAGGAGAUUCUGAGAUUUAUAAUUGCAAUUAUUGUACUGUGAAAAAUUGUGAAUUUCACGGUUCGUUUUGGAUUGGAACCAACGAUCAUGAUAUGGAUAAUCAAUUCAAUUUGAUUGAAGAUUGUUGGAUUUGGGGAUCUCAACGAAGAAUCAUUUCUGGAAAUUACAGAGCGAAUUACAAUGUUUGGCGAAGAGUGGUGGUUCGAGGAGAUGGAUGUGGCCAACCAGAAUGUCAAGGCGAUGGAAAUCCAAAUGUUGGAUUCACAGUAUACGAUUCGCAUGACAAUCUCAUUGAAAACAUGAUCGUUGUGGAUCGAAUUCUUGCACCCAAUGAUGCUCCUUAUUCAGAUUUUGCUGCAGCUCAACACACACCAUUGCCCAUUUGGUACAAUGGAAGAAAUAAGUGGUUGGGUUGCAUGUCCAUCAAUGCUCCAGAUACAGGUUUCUAUUUAGAGCCAGAUGACAUUCUAGAUCCAACUUUCAUUUUGAAAAACUGUGUGGCUGUCAACGCUCACGAUACUGGAAUCAAUGUUGGACGAAAGGCAUCCAAUAUCUUGUAUGAAAUUCACACCUUCCUAUGCACUGUGGGAAUUACCACCACCGAUCCGACCAAGAGUUCUCCUCCUGCCUUAAAAUAUCCGACUCGAGUGGAGGCCAAUUCAUUUCUGAAAGGAGUUGGAUACAGCAAGAUGGAUAUUGGUGCCAAUGUCAUGACUAAAUAUGGAUGGGAUGGAGCUCGUGUUGGAGAUGUCAAUGUGGAAACUAUGACGACAAAUAGUUUGUGGCCAUGGCCAAAUGAAGAUCGAAUCAAAAAGGAAAUGUGUGCCAAUACGACGAGAGGAUUUUGUUCUAUGGGAAAGCAAUUGAAUGGAGUGAAUACAGUGACAUUGACUUCCUAUAUUUGGGAAAUUCUUGGAAAUGCCAUGCCAUCUGACAUUUAUCAACAAAAUACCACCACUGUGACCUGUUUCGGAUUAGCAGCCUCCAAUCAAAAUGUCUGUUCUGGAAAGGGUGUCUGCAUAUCCACCGAUUGGUGUCAGUGUGAUUCUGGUUAUUACGGAAAUGCCUGUCAAAUUGCAUCCUGUUUUGGAGUUUUAGCCACCAAUGCCACUGUCUGCAGUUCGAGAGGUUCAUGCACUUCCCUUAAUCAAUGUUCUUGUCAAUCUGGUUUUACAAGAUCGAACUGUCAAACGAAGGUGGUUGUGGUUACGGGAUCAAGUCCAAAGGCAAGCAUUUCACAAAAGAGAGCGAACUUGGCAUCAUGGUCGUUCCAUUAUGAUCAUAAUGGAUGGAUGAUGAGAAUGGUGUUCAUGAGCAUGAUGAUGAUGGUUUGGAUGAUUCCAUUUUUGUAUUAUUAA